Messenger RNA from Anolis carolinensis (green anole), 1966 nucleotides. RefSeq names its product testis specific 10 interacting protein (gene tsga10ip). The record is from RefSeq and is a predicted model, not a curated record. Gene Ontology annotation, cellular component: photoreceptor connecting cilium; cilium; ciliary basal body. The transcript is spliced from 8 exons. Gene Ontology annotation, biological process: cilium organization. Lineage: Eukaryota; Metazoa; Chordata; Lepidosauria; Squamata; Anolidae. Bases 1 to 1926 code for a protein of 641 amino acids.
AUGUGUUGCCAAAGGUUUCCGUGGCGACUGCCUAGGAUGCUUUGUUCCAGAAUCCCGUUGCCCUGGCAACCGCAAGGGCAGCAUCCGCCACUCCCGUUCCACGUUGUCGUCGUGGGGGCCAUGUUGGACCCCCACCGCCGGUCGGUGCUGACCAACGCGUGCGUCAAAGCCGCGGUCGACCCCAUUACGCGGACCCCCGGCACCAUCUAUGAGCCCAAAGGCCAGGUCCGGCUGCUGGGCCUGCUCUCCGAGAGCUCCCCUUCGCUACAGGAGGACUAUCUGGACGCUGGGGAUGGGAUGCUGAUCUGCAUGAAACGCACAAACAAGAUGGCUCCCAGAGCAACAAAGAAGUACGACUGUGAACCUACACAAAUAAACCCGAAUGUCAGCGAUGCCUCGGACACCGAGCCCGAUCCAGACUCAAACAGGCAAUUGGUGUUCCCGACUCCGGACUCCUGCAACGACUCCCCGAGCCCCACUCCAUUGCUCGAGUCCACCAAACCACCCCGAUCGGGCUCCUUCCCCUUCCAGUGGAUGUGGGAGAGCUUCUCCCUCAAAGGCCAGGCCGUCUACCAGGACCACUUCCUCGAGAAGGCCAAGAAGAAGAAGAAGAAGAGAUCCACGCGGUCACCUUCCCUCUCGAUCCACGAGCCCCCCUGCACCCCAGAACCAGGCUUGGUCUCUAACGAGGACGUGCACGGCCUGGAGAUGCUCAAGCCUCCCGGCGUUGCCGAGCCGCCCCGUUCCCGGCCAAGGCACCACAAGUGUCGCCCGCACGGAGGGCUUCCUCCGGGGAGCUCCCUCUUCCCGCUCUAUUGGAAGAUGGAGGCCCGGGCCGAGGCUCGGAAGCGGCAGCUGCGCCAGGAGCGCCGGCGCUGGCUCCAGCUCACCCAGCAGCUUCUGAGCCUCGAAGCGGGUUCGCCCCGGAAGGAGAAGCGCCUCUCCGUCAAGCAGCUGGAGGAGAAGCUCCGAGCCGAGCUGCUCUGCUUGGCCACGGAGCCGGAGGAGCCGGGCCCCCAGAAAGGCAAGGGGCCCGAGAAGGCGGCGGCGGCGGCGAAAAGGGAGCCCACCUUCAAGCCCACCAUCAACCGCAGGAUCCCCAACUUCAAGAGCCUGCAGAGGCGCUUCCAGGAGCAACUCGCACAGAAGAAAGAGCAAACCAAGCUGACCGUGUGCAAACCUUUCCGCCUUCACGCUGCCAGCAGUUCCCAGGCCCUUUCAGGGAACGAGAGCAAGCAGACUGAUGAUGAAGAAGACCCCUUCCAUAGGUUCCAGCGGCUGUGGGGUGUCCAGUGGCAGGGCCAUUCCUGCCCCGACUUCAGCCCUCCCGUGGUCCCACCCGUGGCGCAGACCAAGACCUCCGGCAAACGGCAAGAAGCCAACAGGCUGCUGCUGUUGGAAUGGGAACGCCGUGAGCGUCAGGAGAAGCGCAGAGCCGAGCAACGCAGGGCCAAAGAGCAACAGGUCCAGCGGGAUGUGGCCAAAUGUUUGGCCACUUACCGGAUCCCCGGCUACUCCCCGAUGUCCAUCCAGAGGCGGCGGGAAGAGCUCCGGCGACAGGAGAAGCAGCGCGCGGAAGACUACACAUUGCAGCUGCAAGAAAUACACGAACGGGUGGAGAGUCGGCCUUUUCUCUUCGAGAGAGUCAUGCAGGCCAAUGCUCGCCAAGCUGUGGAACGACGAUUCUCCCAAGUCCUGAAUGCUUUGGGGAUCGACGAAGAGAUGCUAUGGAAGCAUGCGGCGCGCCCGUCGACUGCCAGUUCCUCUGCCAAAUCCACGUCAAAGAAGUCCGAGUCUUCGGAAUAUCUGCCAGAAGAUUUUCCAGCGUUUUCUGAAGACCCUCCGGAGCUGAAAUUCGGCAAACAGAGGACAGCGAGAGAGAGAAGCUUACAGCCAGCCAUGUACUCCCUUCCCCAGGAUCUGUAGCCACGAAGCACCCCAAAAUAAAGCUUAAGAGGCCCCCAGA